This is a messenger RNA of Lineus longissimus, 4662 nucleotides long. Its product is annotated as ubiquitin-conjugating enzyme E2 13-like. Lineage: Eukaryota; Metazoa; Nemertea; Pilidiophora; Heteronemertea; Lineidae. The record is from RefSeq and is a predicted model, not a curated record. The transcript is spliced from 6 exons. Bases 86 to 595 code for a protein of 169 amino acids.
CAUCCGCCAUUCAUACAUGCCACAGACCAUCCGUGUUAAAUUAAACAUAAAUAAUUAGCAGACAUAGUUGGUAAAUUCAGUAGAUAUGUCAUCGAGGGGGCAAGGAUCGGGUGUCUCAGUGACAGACCCCGGAAUGGUCACAAGAAGAAUCACAAAAGAAACAGCACGCCUACAAACAGAUAAGGUAGAGGGUAUUAGUGCGCAACCAGAUGAGGCCAAUCAGCGACUGUUCUAUGUGACAAUUGAUGGACCAAAGGAUUCCCCAUAUGAGAAUGGUGUCUUCAAAUUAGAGUUAUAUUUACCGCAGGAGUAUCCAAUGAUGCCUCCAAAGGUUUAUUUCAAAACUAAAAUUUACCAUCCAAAUAUUGAUCGCCAUGGCAGAAUAUGCCUUGAUAUAUUAAAAGAAAAAUGGAGUCCAGCUCUUCAGAUGCGCACAGUUCUACUAUCAAUUGCUGCAUUACUCAGUGCACCGAAUCCCGAUGAUCCCCUAGAGAACACUGUAGCAGAGCAAUGGAAAACUAAUGAAGAACAAGCUAUCAAAACUGCUAAAGAAUGGACAAAGGAGUAUGCAGCCAAAAAACAGCCCCCCUCUUGAUUGAAUUUCUUAGGAGACACCCUCUACAAUUCUUAUUCCUGUCUUGGAGCCCACGAAAUGAACUGGAAAACCUACAUUGUACACUGGAAAAAAGGCCGUUUUAUCUUGACAAAUAUCAUACAAGGAGGGGGCACAAUUGAACAUCAUCAACAUAAAUCAUCAAGUGCAAAUUUUGUCAAUAUAAAAAUAGUAAAAGAUUGGAAGAAUAUAUUUUUUGGAGUGAUGUUGGAUAAUUACUGAAAGAGCUUACUCGUAAGAUCAUGGUGGCCCAACGUUAACUUCCUAUACAUAAUCUGACAUCAUAACAUAGAAUGAGUACACAGACAUGUACUGUGUAUACAGCCACCUUCGAUAUAAAUAUAAAUUGAGAGAUUUUUUGUUUAAUCUUUGUUGGGAAAAUUCGCAUGUUUUUGGACCUAACUGGGGAGUGACAAAGCAGGAACAAGUGUAAAUUCUAAUUUUAACCUCAUAACCCUCUUCACAGACAUUUGGAUGAAUGUUGGACAGUACAGUAUCCUAGAUUUGAAUUGGCUGCCAGAGUCUGAUAGUAUCCUGAUAUAGAACAAAAUUCAUAACUAGAUUUCUGUAUUAUGACUUAAUUUGGUGGGUUUAUCAUUUCGUGUUUGUCAUCUUGUGUCUUUAAAGGUGAAACUAACUUUAUUGAAAAGGUUUUGUUGGAAGUCUUCCUUCCAUAUUUGCUGGUUUAGUUUUUGCAAUCAUAAUUGAUAACGCCUUCAUGAAAACAGCAAAAUAUUUCAAACGGACUUGUUAGUGAUUUUACAGCAUACUGUAAAUUGAAGAAAUUUUUUUUUACAGUAUAAUGUAAAACAUGCGAAUCUUCGAUUUUACAGUAUACUGUAAAAUGGAUGCAACCGAGAAUAACUAAAGACUAGUCUGUAUUUAUUUUGAGAUAGAUAAAAUAAAGACUAGUCGGUAUUUAUUCUUUAUAAUGAUAUACUAGACAUCUUUUCCAAAGAAACUGUUGCCAAAAGCUAAACCGUUUGCCUUGGCCAUCAUACAUUGUCUGUAACAAAGGCGUACGCUGUUCUUUAAAUAAUUGCUAUUUGUAAUGGAAUUUGAAAAUAUUUUAAACUGUACACCUACUGAAUAUAAUUUUCCACUUUGCCGUUUACAUGUCGACAGAAAUUCACACACUGUAGCUACCAAGUUUCCGCAAAUUUACACGCAUAAUACAGGCCUUUUCAGGAGAUUUUUGUACGGGAGCCAUCAGUCACUCCCGCAAUUCUGUCAGGGGAGCUAUAAAAUUCACUUCCCUGGGAUGCCCCAGAGGUGAGUGAUCACUCCCGUCUGGGGAGUAAUCACAUCUUGUGCAGUACAUUUAUUCCAGCCAUAAAACUUAUAACAUAUAACUGCAUUUCUAUUUUCCUGGACCCCAGUAAUUAUGAACGAUGUACCCAUUUAACAUGCUGAUAGGCUGGGUUUUCCUGGAUCACACGUAUACUGACAUAUGGGUGAACAAUGGCUUUUAGAAGUGUUCAUGGCCAUGAAACCAUUGUUUGCCUCCGUAUCCUUAUACUGUGUUGCUCUGGCUUGCAAGUAGACUCGGCCUUAUGUCUAGAUGUAUACUGUAACCUGGAAAACUUUUUCCAGCAUUUUAAAAAUUAACAAGUGCAAAUUGUGUUCAUACUAAGUGCAUUAUGGUUUCUGUAGUUCCACAAAAUAUACACUCGCAAAAUGUAUACUUUUUGCAGGAAAUAAAAGGUAUGCAACUGCCAAUAAAACCGGCGGAGACGUUUUUCUGGCUUACUUACAGUGGUCUUUUCUAUUAUUCCGUUACUGACUCUCAGUCAAUUUGAGAACUUGCAGUUCAGUAGGUAGAAAAACGUUCAUGACGAGAAAAAUAUUAUUAGUGGGCAUCAAAAUAUUCAUUUAUACAGUUAAUUUGUAAAUGUAGUGUUUUAUUUUGCUACAAAUCAGUAGAUUUUAAUGUUGCACAAUUGCUCAAACGAUCAAGGGCUUGGCGUGACUUCUAGUGUUCACAAUUAAAUUGAGUUCAUCAACAUGGGGGCAGUGUACAAGCUACAUUAUGGUCGCCCUCCUACUAGCAUUGUACUGCCAUUGUGGGAAAAUAUUAGGUCACAGACCUAUUCUGAGUUUUCAUGUGGAGAAGUCGGCAAUAAUCACUCCUAAUAAUUCAGCAUAUCUCUAGGGUUCCACCUUCAUCAUAGGUACCGGUACAUGUAUGGACCAGCUGUUUUAUCUAAAUGUAGUUUGGAUGUUGAAAAUAUUUUGAUAACAUUGCGCAAGAUACAUUUUUUAACUGGAUGCUGUGUCUUACGCCAGCAGUAAAAGUGAUCUCACUUCUGAUCAUUUGUUCAACUGUCAUGAAAGCAUUCUAGCUCAUGAAACUUGAAUUAUAAGAAAUUAUUCCCAGUCUUUAUUGGCAAGAGAUUUUUCUUGGGGUCCUGGAAUGGCCACUUGUAUCUUAUUGUAUAAUAUUCAGACAUUCUGAAUCACUUAGAAAGGUUGUUUCCUUUAAAGUUGGUGUUUUCCCUUAUUGUUUUAACACUAUGAUGCUGCAGCAUGAUAUUUCUUUCGAUCACGCAUGACGGGCAAAAGAACUGAAAAAAGGCCAGCGGGUCCAUUCCAACACACCUAUAUAACAGCCAGGGAAAACACUGGGGAGUUUUUAUGAUAAUUGAUGUCGGCAAUAUUCAAUGUACUAUUAGCCUAGAUAAAAAAAGACAUGGCUGAAUUUCAUUUUGCAUAUUUAUUCGUGAUAUACCAGGUUUGUGUUUUCUUAAAAAGGAUGGUCGUAUGUGAAAUAUUUGAGGUAACUGCUUUGUUUGUAUGGUGUGAAAACACACAAUACGGUAACGAUUCUGUUGAGAUGACUCCUGAAAUAUGUUGUGGAUUCAAAGUGAUUGAUGCCGAGAUGUGUUGACAGGUUUCUCGUGCACAUCGGUAGUGGCAAAAAUCAAAUUUUUUCAUGCUAAAUUUAACUUUGUAGCAGAUAAAUUUUGCUAAAACUGUUAAGUUCACUGUUUUUCACCUCAACAUUUGUUGAGGUUUGGUCUGAGGGAUAAUGAAUUCCCAAAGAAUUGUUGAGCGCCUCAGAUGUCAGGAUGUCCAAAUCUGUAUUUAGUUUGUUGGUAUUCUUCCCUUGUAGCUAAUAAAGUUUGUAUGUGAUGAUCCUAUUCUUGUUUGAUGGCUUCCUUUUGAUCGGGCAGUAAAAUCUUCCGCUGCUUUCUGUAAAGGUCAGAGUUUUUGAAGGAGGAGUGUCUCGAGAUGAUGCAUGUCCGAUACAUUAUUUUAAAGUUCCUGGGUAGAGUGUGCUACAGAUACACUCCCAAAAAGUACAGAAAGUUCAAGGUAAAUUGAUGGAUGAAAAUUACUAUAAUAAUAAGUUGUAGUUGCUGGGUAAUUCUGCACACACUUGAUCCUUAUAGAUAAAUCGAUCGCCAUGUUUUGCCGGCACAGUGAUUUGGUCAGCAUGGCUGAUUUUGACACGACUGUCUCCCCUGACAUCAUGGAGAAUUAACCUCCACCCCCCCCCACCACCUCUGUGUUUGAGGCUAUGUCGUUCUUCCAUUUCAUCCUGGGAAUCGUCAAUAAUCCUGGAUUGAUAGAAAUUAACUGCAGGCCGAGUUCACAUACCAAAAAAACUGUGCACAGACACUUUGCAGAUCAAAGGUGUACACUUUCUGAAUCGGAUGUGUUCACUUUCUGAAUCGAGUAAUUCCCGAAACCACCCCUCCGUACAGGAACUCUGUCAACUUAAUUUGUUGUUUUCCUGGUAUUAUCUCGAGAUACUAUACUCUUUUAUCUUUUAUCAUCACAUUGGACAUAAAAAAGCUGGCAAACCAGCAGAAAAUUACGGUAAUAUUUCCAGUACGCUUUGUGUUCCUGUUCUGGUGCCAUGUUAAAUGACAUGACGUCUGUAUUUGAGUGUCAAUGCAUCAUUCUUUUUCAGCAUAGCUAUCGUUAUCCCUAUCAGAAUAAUUCAUUUUUGAAGCCUUCAUACACAUGUUCAUAUAUACAUUUCCUGUAACUUAAAAUGUUAAUGUAGCUAGCUCACACCAAUAAUAGGAAAAAAAUUAACAUUA